This is a messenger RNA of Cordyceps fumosorosea ARSEF 2679, 1998 nucleotides long. Its product is annotated as ATP synthase regulation protein NCA2. NCBI's taxonomy places the organism in Eukaryota, Fungi, Ascomycota, Sordariomycetes, Hypocreales, Cordycipitaceae. The record is from RefSeq and is a predicted model, not a curated record. The coding region runs from base 1 to 1998 and encodes 665 amino acids. Gene Ontology annotation, cellular component: mitochondrial outer membrane. The transcript is spliced from 2 exons.
AUGACGCUCGUCAGUGACCAAGUGCGUCGUCUCGAUGCAUAUCUGGACCGGCUACCAGUCCUGGCCGACCUGACGCCAGAUGACACCGCCUCGGAAUCUGCUGACCAGACGGUCGUCGCUGCUCGAGCCUUGAGCUCACCCAGGAUUGAUCAGCUUCUUCACCUUGUCCAGUCUCUAAGCAGCACUUCUUCAUCUCAGGCUCUGGUACCCAUUGACCUUGUUCGCUCGCUUCUCAUACAAUCGGAUAUUCUAACGUACCACGCCGACGGAACCACCAGCCUUCCGCCCGUCGAAGCCAAAAGUCACUACGAAAACGAAGCAGAGUGGCUUCUUGUCACAAAGGCCACGGUCCAGGUAUACGGUGCCAUUCUCAACACCCUUCUUGACCGCAUCAUUCCCCUGAGCGACGACAUUUGGUACUGGUCAGAGGUUCUUAAUUCCUACACGUACAGCAGCCUCUACACCGUCCAGACUUCGCCUCUACGGCUCUGGGUAUGGACACAAGAGGUCUACUCCGCAAGCAAGACCCGCAUCGAUUCGUUUGAUGUACGAGAUGCCUCGUCGGAUCUCGUACAGGCUGGAUCUGGCAUGACGCAGCAAUGGCGCAAAUUCUACGGCAUCGUACGAGAGAGCAUCGUUGAGCGAUCACUGGCCAACGUGCAGCGCAAGGUUCUCUCGCCUCUGGCAUACUGUCGGAACGAAGCUCUCAAGAAGCUAGCAGAGCUCCGGAAGCUGAGAGAAAUCACUGCCAGUGGACUCGGAGUUUUGAUGGACGAGGGUCUGCAGUUCGAUUCCAACGACGGCAAGGUUCAGCUGCAAGGCGCUCACCUCAAGGGCGUCGUCGAGCGCAGCGUUGCUCUGAUUGACAUGGUGCUGAAAGAGGUAUCUGCUCUGGACAUGAGCAUACACGACUUCGAGGACAAAGUCUUUGCAGGGGUUGAAGAGGAUGCCGAGUUAUCCGUUCACAUUGAGGACACAGCCACACCUGGAAGAUCAUCUGUGCUGGCACGACGGCUCCUGAACAUUAUUGACAAGGUUCUGCCCCAGCACGUGUCGACUAUGAAUCAACUAGCCGUCGCCAACGGCCGUCCGCAUGCUGUUGUACGGUACUGGAUUCCUGUUGUUGUUGGUGUCGUCUCAUCAAGCACAAUACUUCGCAUUCUUGUGAAUCGGAAAGCCGAGAUUGUGGAAUGGAUAACCGACUUUGGCGCCACGAUACGAGACUUUUGGCUCAACUGGGUUGUCGAACCUACGCAAAAAAUCGUCAAGACAAUUCGACAUGAUGCGACAAGUGAGAUUGCCAUCAUGAGCCGAGACAGUCUCAAGGCUGAUCGGGAAAGCCUGGAACGCAUGGUGGUUGAAUUCGCUCAAGAUAAUCCGCAGUUUGUUGUGGAAGGUUCUUCCAUCACCGACGCCCAUGUUAGCGAGAUUCGCCGCAAAGUCGCUGAGGGUGACGUGACACCUGUGUUGCGCGCCUACGAAAAAUACCUGAAGAAGCCUUUGGCUGGCGCCGUCACCGGCGACCUCGUGCGUUCUCUGCUGAUCCAGGUGCAAAAGUCUAAAGUUGACCUGGAAGUGGCCAUGACCGGGAUUGACUCUCUGCUGAAGAGCCAGGAGCUUGUGUUUGGUUUCGUUGGCCUCACCCCAGGCGUUCUCGUUUCCAUCGGCGUUGUCCGCUACCUCUCCGCGAUGCUGGGCGGUCGUUCGGGACGGCGGCACAGCGGCACAGCCGGUCGCGCGAUCCGCAUUCUGCGCAACAUUGACCGCAUCCUGUCCGACGCCAGCCCUACAGACAGCAACAUGCUGUCGUACAAGGACCAUGGACUGCUUCUGUGCGAGCUUCACGUGCUGCGCAGCCUGACGACGAAGCUCCUCCCGAGAAGCGUGCAGCAGGACUUUUUGGAGGAUCUGGACGACCUGGCCAACAUCAAGGGUAUUAGCUUCCAGGCUAAGGCUCUGGCUCGAAUUCGCUGGGCCUAUGCACGAUGGCUCAGAUAG